Messenger RNA from Pygoscelis adeliae (Adelie penguin), 941 nucleotides. RefSeq names its product E3 ubiquitin-protein ligase RNF220. The record is from RefSeq and is a predicted model, not a curated record. The transcript has 9 exons. The coding region runs from base 10 to 825 and encodes 271 amino acids. NCBI's taxonomy places the organism in Eukaryota, Metazoa, Chordata, Aves, Sphenisciformes, Spheniscidae. Gene Ontology annotation, molecular function: metal ion binding; ubiquitin protein ligase activity. Gene Ontology annotation, biological process: protein ubiquitination.
AUUGGAAAAAUGAAACGGAGGAAGCAAGACGAAGGGCAGGUAUGUCCCCUCUGCAGCCGACCUCUGUCAGGAUCCGAGGAGGAGAUGAGUAGGCAUGUGGAACAAUGCCUUGCAAAGAGAGAAGGUUCAUGCAUGACUGAGGAUGACUCUGUGGACAUCGAGAACGAGAAUGGCAACCGCUUUGAAGAGUACGAAUGGUGCGGGCAGAAGAGGAUACGGGCCACUACUCUCCUGGAGGGAGGAUUUCGAGGUUCUGGGUUUAUCAUGUGCAGUGGCAAGGAGAAUCCAGACAGCGACGCUGACCUGGAUGUGGAUGGAGACGACACACUUGAAUACGGGAAACCACAGUACACAGAGGCAGACGUUAUCCCUUGCACUGGGGAAGAGCCAGGUGAAGCCAAAGAGAGGGAGGCGCUCCGAGGUGCUGUUUUAAAUGGUGGCACACCCAGUACUCGAAUAACACCGGAGUUUUCUAAAUGGGCCAGUGACGAAAUGCCCUCAACGAGUAAUGGUGAAAGCAGUAAACAGGAGACCAUGCAGAAGACCUGUAAGAACAGUGACAUUGAAAAAAUUACAGAAGACUCUGCAGUGACAACAUUUGAAGCGUUAAAGGCUCGUGUCCGUGAGUUAGAAAGGCAGCUUUCCCGUGGGGACCGCUAUAAAUGUCUCAUUUGCAUGGACUCCUACACAAUGCCCCUGACUUCGAUUCAGUGCUGGCAUGUGCACUGUGAAGAAUGCUGGCUGCGGACUCUGGGUGCCAAGAAGCUCUGUCCCCAGUGUAACACCAUCACGUCUCCUGGAGACCUUCGGCGCAUCUACUUAUGAAGGACCCAGCGGGAGAGCGGGACCCAGCUGCUCGGCUCAGCUCAUCACACCAAGGGGGAGAAGAACGACAGCAACAAAAAAAAGACGUUUUAAAAUUUAAAAAAAAAAAAAAAAAA